Molecule: messenger RNA, 1227 nt
Organism: Tarenaya hassleriana
Lineage: Eukaryota; Viridiplantae; Streptophyta; Magnoliopsida; Brassicales; Cleomaceae
Product: GATA transcription factor 19-like
Exons: 2
Coding region: 226-957 (243 amino acids)
Biological process (GO): flower development; regulation of DNA-templated transcription
Molecular function (GO): zinc ion binding; DNA-binding transcription factor activity; sequence-specific DNA binding
Source: RefSeq, a predicted model, not a curated record
AGUUUUGCUGACUCGUCCUUCGCCAUUUUCUUCACGCUAUAAAAGCUACAAGACAACACCACCACAACAACACCCUCUCUCUCUCUCUCUCUCUCUCUCUCUCUCUCUCUCUCUCUCUCUCGAUUACACUCUUCACUCCACGUCCAAGUCGCGGCCAUUCUGUAAUAACGAAAGAACCCUUCAAGUAUUUUGGUCGGAAGCACUUAGGGUUCUAAGCAGAAUACAAUGAUGGGCAUGUUUUCUUCGACCUCCUACCAAGAAAACCCUUCCUUCUCCAUGUUCUUCCCGUCCGAAAACGACGACGUAUUCGACCACAAGGACGACCCCUACUCUUCUGUUGAUUGCACUCUCUCCCUUGGAACGCCCUCCACUCGUCUAAUCACCGAAGAAGAUCAUCAUAAGCGCCGAUUCAGCUCCUCUUCUACGCCUGCCUUUGGGCCGGAUCUGCUGCACGGUCGCAACAGUAAAACGGCGUCGCAUAUGCCUCAACAUUCUCACAGAAGUAACGGCCGCGGCGGCGAUCCGGGCCUCGCCCGCCGGUGUGCUAACUGCGACACCACAACCACUCCUCUCUGGAGGAACGGUCCAAGAGGCCCCAAGUCAUUAUGUAAUGCGUGUGGAAUCCGGUUCAAGAAGGAAGAGAGGCGUGCGACGGCGGGAAAAGCGACCUCCGGCGGAGUGUCAUCGGAGGCGGCGGCGGCGGUGGGAGGAGUUCCGAUGUCGGACCAUCAAAUGUACAACACAGGUUCAAAUUAUAACUACAAUCAAUACUACGAUUCAUCAUCAUCAUCGUCCACGUGGCACCACCAUGCGACGCAGGGAGUUCCCUGCAGCUAUUACUCGCCGGCGGCGAACGAUCACAUCUUCGUCGAGGACAUCAGAGACUGUGAUUCCGACGCCACCGCAGCGGCUUCUUUUCUCCCCUGGAGACUUGACGUCGCCGAUCAGCUUUACUAGUCAAGAUUGAUGGGAUGUCGAAACGACGUCGGUUCGAAUUUCGCCGGUCUUCUGCCUGGUCAAACCCUUUAUUUUCCCCUUUCUUUUAUAUAUUUAAUUAUAUUAUUUAGUUUGUUUUUCUUUCAUGUUUUUUUAUUUUUGCAUCCACUUCGGUUAUCUUUUCAGAGCUUUUUGAAAGUUGGAUUAAUGAUACGUACCAUAUAUAGCCUUUUUCAUGAUGUCUGCACUUCUAAUUUGACCAUGUUCUAAGUUUUUGGAGCCUAAGUUUUU